Messenger RNA from Salvia hispanica, 1304 nucleotides. Its product is annotated as alpha-L-fucosidase 3-like. The record is from RefSeq and is a predicted model, not a curated record. NCBI's taxonomy places the organism in Eukaryota, Viridiplantae, Streptophyta, Magnoliopsida, Lamiales, Lamiaceae. Gene Ontology annotation, molecular function: hydrolase activity, acting on ester bonds.
CAUCUGCUCUGCACUGCUCCUCCUUUUCCCUAAUGAAUACUUUAUCCACUUUUCUUCUAGUAUUUCUGUUCUCAUUAAGCUUAGCAUGUGGUGCAACUCCUUGUGAUUUUCCGGCCAUAUUCAACUUCGGCGACUCCAAUUCCGACACAGGCGGCCUCUCCGCAGCUUUCGGCCAGGCUGGCCCGCCCGCCGGGGAGUCCUUCUUCCAUGGCCCCGCCGGCCGCUAUUGUGAUGGCAGACUUGUCAUAGAUUUUAUAGCUGAGAGCUUUGGACUGCCAUAUCUGAGUGCAUUUCUAGAUUCCGUGGGCUCUAACUUCAGCCAUGGAGCCAACUUUGCCACAGCUGGAUCCACUAUAAGACCUCAAAACACAACUCUACAUCAGAGUGGUUUCAGCCCCAUAUCUCUAAACGUGCAGUUUUACGAGUUCAAUGAUUUCAAGCACAGAUCUCAGCUCGUCCGGAAAAAGGGGGGAGUUUUCAAAAGACUGUUGCCUAAGGCACGAGUAUUUUCUCAAGCCUUGUACACUUUCGACAUUGGACAGAAUGAUUUAACCGCGGGUUACUUCCUCAACAUGACUACUGAUGAAGUUAAAGCAUAUAUACCUGAUGUGUUAGGCCAAUUCAAAACCUAUGUUAAGGAUAUACACCAUCUUGGGGGUAGGUCAUUCUGGAUACACAACACAGGGCCAGUAGGUUGCUUGGCAUAUGUCCUGGACCGGGUUCCAGUCGAGCCCGGACAAAUAGAUAAGGCCGGAUGUGCAGAUCCAUUCAACCAAGUUGCCAAAUAUUUCAACCGCAAAUUGAAUGAAACUGUUGUGCAGCUGAGGAAGGAACUUCCCUCAGCAGCCUUAACCUAUGUCGAUGUCUACUCAGUCAAGUAUGAGCUUUUCACCCAAGCUAGGAAACAUGGCUUUGCCAAUCCUCUGCGUUCUUGCUGUGGGCAUGGAGGAAAGCACAACUACGACUUGCAUGUGGGAUGUGGGGCAAAGAUCAAAGUGAGAGGAAAAGAAAUAUUGGUGGGAAAACCGUGCAAAGAUCCGUCAGUUGCAGUUGUUUGGGACGGAGUGCAUUAUACUCAGGCUGCUAAUAAAUGGAUCUUUGAUCAGAUUGUGAGUGGUGCUUAUUCAGAUCCUCCAAUUUCUUUGAAAGAGGCUUGCCACAGGCAUUAAGGGGGCGUUGCUUCCAAGCUCAAUCUCAAAAUACAGUUGUCAGUUCACUAAUGAUGUGUUAUAGAAUUCAUCUCAAUCAUGUAGGCAACAAACAAGUGAGCUCAAGGUAAAAACUAGUUGAAUUUGAAAGCAAAA